Molecule: messenger RNA, 1639 nt
Organism: Bemisia tabaci
Lineage: Eukaryota; Metazoa; Arthropoda; Insecta; Hemiptera; Aleyrodidae
Product: endoribonuclease LACTB2
Source: RefSeq, a predicted model, not a curated record
CUGUCGGAGAUUUGGAAAUAUUUAUAGAUUUGGAAAUAUUUAUUGCCUGCAGUUUCUUUACAUGUCGUUGAUCUGUGCAACAUUGAUUACUGUAGAAAAUGUCAACCUUCAUAGCUCCCAUUUCUCGACUUUCAAAUAGUGUUAUCAGAAUAUUGGGGUGCAAUGCUGGACCGAUGACACUGCAGGGAACGAACACCUAUCUCCUUGGCACAGGAAAGUCACGAAUCUUGUUGGACACCGGUGAACCAAAUAUUCCUGAGUACAUUGAUAUUCUUGAGAACGUGCUGCAGAAUGAAGGAGCCACUCUAUCAGACAUUAUUGUUUCCCAUUGGCACAAUGAUCAUAUCGGAGGAGUGAAAGAUGUUUUAAAAUUAACGCAGUCUAAUUCGACUGUUUGGAAAUACCCCAGGGCGAGUGAUGAAAUGGAGGAUCUUCCAAAAGAAGUUAAUUUUCAACAGCUGAAAAAUCGACAGAAAUUUGUGACAGAAGGUAUAAGUCUUGAGGUGAUCCACACUCCUGGUCAUACUUCCGAUCACAUCAUUUUAUGGGCCCCGGAAAACAAAAUUGUUUUCAGUGCUGACUGUAUUCUCGGGGAAGGCACAGCAGUAUUCGAAGAUUUGCUCAGUUACUUAAACUCAUUGAGACUAAUUCAAACCCUAUCUGCCAAAGUCAUUUAUCCAGGACAUGGUCCAGAAGUUACGGAUCCUGAGGAGAAAAUCAAGUACUACAUUGAGCACAGACUAAAAAGAGAAAAUCAAAUUAUAGAAACACUGAAGUCAAGCCCGAAUACUUUAUUUACUCCACUGACUAUUGUUCAAUUAUUAUAUGAGAAUUUAGAUGAUGGUUUACAACAAUUUGCAGCACACAAUAUUCGACAACACCUUGUGAAACUUCUCAAAGAGGGGAAAGUUUUUGAAGACGAUGAUAAGUGGCAGCUUAAAAACAAUAAACUGUAGUCUUAAUGCAGUUAUGCUUAAUGAUCAUGAAAGAAAGCAGUUUCUACAUUUGUUUCAUCCAAGCAUGUCAUCCAUAUCAUGUAUGGCUGUCCACAAACGCCGUGUCAGUAAAAGUUAUACAUAUGCAAUACAUAUAUGACAUGCAUGAAGGUUGUGGUCUGUGCCUGAGCGAGUGAAGUUGAUGAAAAAUUGAGUAUGUACCUAUCCUGAAGUACACAGCUGAGUGUACAGUGUAUAGAAUACUCUAAAGUAUGAGAGGGGGAAGUUUGGGUGGAACUUCCUUGUGAAAUUAAAAAAUUAGCUCUUCUCGGAUAUAUUAUGAAUAUCUCAAUGUAAUUUUUCAAGAAGACUUGGGCAAUAUUCAACCUUUUGCAGCGUAAAACAAGGCGUUUUUGGGAGUGCCUUAAAGUAGUAAUUUUAGUCAAAUAUUUUUACAUAUAAGGACAAACAACAGCAAAAAAUCAAUGCUAGUAAUUAAGUCAUAAAAGGGUAAGUUGUUCGAGGAGUAUGGUAAUAAUCGUGUUUGUCUGCUAGGGCAAGUUUUGAUUUUUAGAAAUUUUUUAUCUUUUCAUGUUUUCUUUUGUUAUUUUUUGAACCUGUGAUUUGAUGUGCACUUCCAAAAAGGCACAUAUUUCUGUGUUAUCAUAAAAAUAAAUUUUUUACGAUAAUUUUUUAUAUAAAAA